UCUCAUUUCAGUGGAAAACAUAAGCCUGCGAUACUUUCAGCUCUAUAAGGACCCCACUUCAAAAGUCUACUACUGUCCAGAGCUUAAGAGAACAAGAAUUUCCAAGAGUGCUGGUUCCCUGAGAAGGGAAGAGCUCUGUUCUUUCUGCAUCGUGGCAUGAAGCAUGUGUUGAAGAGAGACUGGUGAGUGCCACCACUGCUACACGAAACCAUGGAAUCAAGCAAGGGUUGGCAGCAGAAUGAGGAGACUCCACAGAAACUCAGAUUGAUUUUGGUGGGGAAAAGCGGAAGUGGGAAGAGUGCCACCGGAAACAGCAUCCUUGGCAGGACACAGUUCGAGUCCAGAUUGAGUCCCGUGCCUGUGACACAGGCUGUCCAUAUAGGAAAGCGGGAAUGGGAUGGGAAGGAGUUGGAGGUGAUGGACACCCCUAAUCUCCUGUGCCAUAUGGAUCCUCCUGAAGGGCCCAUCCAGGGCAUGUGCGAGGCCAUAUCCUUGUCUUCCCCAGGCCCACACGCAGUGCUGCUGGUCACACAGUUGGGUCGCUUCACGGACCAGGAUCGCCAGGCAGCCUUGCGCCUUCAGGAGCUCUUUGGAGUGGGCGUGCUGGCCCACACCAUCCUGGUAUUUACCCGCAAGGAGGACCUGGGUGGGGGUUCCCUGGAUGAGUACCUACAAGACCCUGGCAACCAGGACCUUGUUAGACUGGAUACUCUGUGUGCCCGGCGCCACUGUGGUUUCAACAACAGGGCACAGGAGUCUGAACAGGAGGACCAACUCAAGGAACUCAUGAAGCAAGUGGAAGUUGUCCUGUGGGAACACGAGGGGAGAUGUUAUAGCAAUAGUGCAUAUCUGUACUCCCAGAAAAGGCUGCUGGAAAGGGAAGAGCAAGGGAGGCAAACAGUGUCAGGGCCAGAGUCCAAGGAGGAGUUGGAUGAAGAGGCCUGGCUUGAGGAACUGUGCAGAAUCCAGAAGAAGUCUGAGGAAUCUCACAGAUGUGUCCUGGGAAGGGCACACCUUUGAGAAAAGGCUGGACAGUGAACAGGGACAGCUUUUUCUUGCUAGCCUCUUUCAACGUCCAGUUUCCAGACUUACUCCCUCUAUCCUGACUGAACAUGGACCCUCCCAGUCUCAGGUCAUGGUGUCUGCUGUCCUUAAAGGGUGAAGUAUCCUUAGUUCCACUUUACCUCCUAGGACCCUCAUCACAUCUUC
This is a messenger RNA of Suncus etruscus (white-toothed pygmy shrew), 1209 nucleotides long. It is a transcript of the gene GIMAP6, whose product is annotated as GTPase, IMAP family member 6. The transcript is spliced from 3 exons. Gene Ontology annotation, cellular component: cytosol. Bases 211 to 1020 code for a protein of 269 amino acids. NCBI's taxonomy places the organism in Eukaryota, Metazoa, Chordata, Mammalia, Eulipotyphla, Soricidae. The record is from RefSeq and is a predicted model, not a curated record. Gene Ontology annotation, molecular function: GTP binding.